This is a messenger RNA of Neurospora tetrasperma FGSC 2508, 372 nucleotides long. RefSeq lists its product as uncharacterized. Bases 1 to 372 code for a protein of 123 amino acids. NCBI's taxonomy places the organism in Eukaryota, Fungi, Ascomycota, Sordariomycetes, Sordariales, Sordariaceae. The transcript has a single exon. The record is from RefSeq and is a predicted model, not a curated record.
AUGCCGACCCUUUGUCUUCUCCUCCUCCUCCUCUUCUCCACCAUAUUUACGUCUCCCGCCUUCUCCUCAGCCAUCAACCUCCCUUCUUCUCACCAAUCUCUCUCCUCCAACUCCUCCGACUCCUCCGAAACGACAACAACCACCACCUCCACCGCUCCCACAUCACCACUCGACAACACAAGGGGCAUCAUCCCAACCCCACCCACCAUCCCCUCCCAUCCUCCUGGAACCGACCCCUCCUACGAAUCCACCGACAUCCACCUCGACUCCCCAACCCAAACCUCCAGCUCCGAACCCAGCUCCGAACCCAGCUCCUUCCAACCCAGCGAGAUUUUUCCCCCUCCUCCCUCCGCCCCUGUACCACUACCCUAA